Molecule: messenger RNA, 2401 nt
Organism: Moneuplotes crassus
Lineage: Eukaryota; Ciliophora; Spirotrichea; Euplotida; Euplotidae
Source: the annotation of a GenBank genome assembly
AAAUUGUAUUUAAUAUAUUUAAAUAAACUCAACUAAAAAGAUGAGUGUGAUAAUGCGAGAGGUAACUAAAGCAACGAACGAGAAGCUUGCAAGACCAGACCCUGCAAUGAACAAAACCCUUUGAGAUUUUGUCAACAAGCACCCUGACAAGUCGGAGCUUGUAGCUAAUGCUAUCAAAGAGAGGAUGCUUGAGAAUAGUACGAAAGUGCAGCUGCUCGCUCUUUUCCUUCUCGAAGUCCUUAUGAAAAAGUGUGGGUUCCCCUUCCAUAGCCAAAUAGGGGCCAAGCCAUUCAUGAAUGUGAUAAUCCAAUUGCUAAACAAUAAAAGUGUAUCCCAGCAGACUAAGAAAAAGAUACUGAAGUUGAUACAGUUCUGGGGAGUGAUGUUUGAAGAAGAUUCAGAUGUCCUACCGCUCUUCACUAACGUUUACAACGCUUUGAAGCAGAAGUCGCUUCCUUUUCCCAAAGAAGAUGAUACCAGAGCAGAAGUAGCAAAAAUCAAGAGUGGAUCAGGAGAAGCAUCAGGAGCAGCUCCCUCGAAACCGCUUGAUAAAAAGCAUACGAAGCUGAAGAAGGAUUUAUUGGUCGUUGUAGAGAAUAUUGUUCUGACAAAUGAAAUGAUUGAUGCUCAUGAUUUAGCAGAUGAAGUAGAUGAUAAUGAGGCCUUAGUAUCCCUUAUUCAGACAGUUAGAUCGUUUGAGAACAAGAUUAUGGAGUUGAUUGAGAAGAUUAGGAAUGAUGAAGUCAUGAAUUUAGCUCUGCAAACAAAUGAUGACUUGCAAAAGACCCUUCGAAGAUACCGAAAAGUUGAACAUGGCAGAGCUCCCGAAGCAUUUAACCCCGAGUGCAGAAAAUUCCUUCCAGGAUACCAAGAAGCCUCAAAGCCAGCAAAACAAUCCAAGCCCAAGCCAGCCCCCCAGAGGCAAGCACCACAAAGACAAGCUCCUCAGAGUGAUAUUUUUGGAGGAAGUAGUUCAGCUCCAUCUACUUCUUCAUCAGGUCCUUCUCCAUCUCAGCCAGAACGAUCUCAGAAAUCUUCUGAGACUGACAUUUUUGGGGUAGACUUUGGAGGAAGUUCAGCUCCGAGUAGUGAACCUCCCAAGGAUGACAAUGUCAACAAGCUUAAUGAUAUCAUGAAGAACAUGAGUUUAAACAAUAAUCCACCAUCAAAUCCAAGCCCAGGCAUGUUUGCUACAGGAGGACCUCCAAUGGGAGGAAGAGGAGGUCCAAUGGGAGGACCUCCACCUGGUGGCCCAAUGGGAGGCCCAGGUCCAGGAAUGUUUGCAACUGGAAUGCCUGGAGGAGGUCCAGGCAUGUUUGGAGGUCCAAUGGGAGGCCCCCCUCCAGGAGGCCCAAUGGGAGGUCCGAUGGGAGGUCCAAUGGGAGGACCUCCACCUGGUGGCCCAAUGGGUGGACCAGGUCCUGGAAUGUUUAGUACAGCAAUGCCAGGCUCUUCUGGAGGAGGAUUUGGUGGAAAUAUGGGAGGUGGUGAUCCAUUUUCUGGUCCAAGUCUCUUCGGCAAUAAUAGUUCAGGUCAUAACUAUGCUCCAGGAGGAGGACCCCAAGCGUUUGCUAAUGACUCAAAGUAUAACAAAAAGAAGGAAGGACCGAAGGAAUUCAAUACUCUCUUUUCAAUGGCUGAUAAAAUAUCAGAUAGAACUAAUCAACCAGUCAAUAAAGUUGAUGAUUAUGUAACUGGCUACAAAAAGAAUGUAGAUGAGAUGGGAUCAGCUCCUCAGAGAAACAACAUGUUUGGUGGGGAUAGCAGCCAAUUCAGUGCACCCCCAGCUGAUGAUGGGUUUGGAGGAAUGGGAGCAAACACCUUUGGAGGUGACCAACAAAAUGAUAAUUAUGGAGAUUAUGGAAACUCAGCAGGAGAUGCCUUCGGUGGAAAUGAUAAUUUCGGAGGAGGAGAUGCCUUUGGAGGAGGUGAUGCAUUCGGAGGACCAGACCCCUCACAAUCAAACGAUAUGUUUGGAGGAGGUGUAGCAGACAAUUCAAGUAGUAUACCUAUGGGAGGACCUCCUGCUCAAGAAUCUACUAGUUGGAUGGAUAACGAUACAGGAGAUAAUAAUGAUAUUUAUGGUUCUUCUGGGAAUGAUCCAGAUCAAAAUAAUUACGGAGGGGGACAAGAUUAUUCGUCAAAUGAUAUGUAUGGAGCCCCUGAUAAUUCAAAUGAUUAUUACGGAGGAGACGAUCAACAAAAUUCUAACAAUGAUGGCUUUGGAGGAGAACCUCAGAACCAAAAUGAUGGAGGAUACGAUAGCUACGGACAAUCUCAACCUCAGACAUCGAAUCAACAACCAUCAGCACAGCCUAAUACUUCUCAGAGCAACCAAGAGGACUUGUUUGACAUAUUCGGAUAACUAUUAAUUAAUCAGUAAUGAAAUCAACUUUGUGUU